AUGGUUUUUCCUCCUCAUGGGGCUCUGUCCCAUCCUGUUUUUGAGGAUGAUCCCGUAGGUCUGUUGUGCAGCUCCUGUGGCAGUGGACACUCAGAGACACUGUUCUGUCUGUCUGACCAGCAGCCUGUCUGUGUGGUGUGUCGAGACUCUAAAGCUCAUGAAGACCACCAGUUUAAGCCUGCUGUAGAAGCAGCACAGGAUCUCAGGCAGGAGCUGGACCAGUCCCUACGGCCUCUGAAGGAACACUUGGAGAAGGCUAAAGACACUCAACAGAUGCUUUUGGUCCUUGCAGAUUGUGUUAAAAAACAGUCUCAUCAAACAAAGAAACAGAUUCAGGAUCAAUUCAACAAGCUGCACCAGUUUCUGGAGGACGAAGAGGAUGCCCGGCUGAAAGCUCUGAGGGAGGAGGAGCAGCAGAAGAUUCAGAAGAUGAAGGACAAGAUGGAGGCUGUGAGCAGAGAGAUAGAAGCUCUGUCAGAAACCAUCAAAGACACAGAGGAGCAGAUGAGAGAAGCAGACAUCUCCUUCCUGCUCAAAUACAAGGCUGUAGUGGAAAAAGUGCAGCACUGCCCCCUGCUGGAAGAACCACAGGUGGGCCCACGAGUCUUGAUAGACCAGGCCAAACAUUUGGGCAACCUGGCCUUCAACAUCUGGAGCAGCAUGAGGAUGAUGGUGCACUACUCUCCUGUCAUACUAGAUCCAAACAGAUCCACUAGUGAAAUCGUUCUGUCAGACGAUCUGACCAGUUUUACUACUGAGAAACAAAGAUGUCCAAAUGGAGCAGGGACAGAGAUGGACUGGGCAUUGGUGUUUGGCUCUGAGGGCUUUGACUGUGGUUCUCGGAGCUGGGGCGUGGAGGUGGGAAACAGUGGAGAGUGGGCUCUGGGAGUUGUGACUGAUUCUUUCGAAAAGGGGGUCGAGGAGGUUGUGGAGGGCUGGAGCGUGGCUUUCUCAGAUGAUGAAUAUGCAGCUGUUCUGAGUGAAGAACAGCUUACAUCUCUCCAGCUCCAGUCCAACCCUGUAAGGAUCCGAGUUUGUCUGGACUGUGACAAUCAUGAAGUGAGCUUCUAUGACGAUGACACCAACACUCACAUUCACUCUUUCACACACAUCAGUCCCAACAAACUCUUCCCAUAUUUUGGCACCACAAACAAAUACAAAAUCAGGAUUCAGCAUGAAGAUGAAACUUUGGUCUGACUCCACAGUCCUCAAGUCCUCGAGAUGAACAUAUGCUGUUAAGUUUAUACAUGUGUUUAAUAUGAACACCUUGCAGACUGAGUAGCUGAAAGGUUUCCUGUGUGUUUACGAAUUAUAUUGAUUAUUAACAAUA
Messenger RNA from Periophthalmus magnuspinnatus, 1330 nucleotides. RefSeq names its product E3 ubiquitin-protein ligase TRIM35-like. The transcript has a single exon. Gene Ontology annotation, molecular function: zinc ion binding; protein binding. Lineage: Eukaryota; Metazoa; Chordata; Actinopteri; Gobiiformes; Gobiidae. The record is from RefSeq and is a predicted model, not a curated record. The coding region runs from base 1 to 1197 and encodes 398 amino acids.